Molecule: messenger RNA, 2716 nt
Organism: Pimephales promelas (fathead minnow)
Lineage: Eukaryota; Metazoa; Chordata; Actinopteri; Cypriniformes; Leuciscidae
Gene: dele1
Product: DAP3 binding cell death enhancer 1
Biological process (GO): extrinsic apoptotic signaling pathway via death domain receptors
Cellular component (GO): mitochondrion
Molecular function (GO): protein binding
Source: RefSeq, a predicted model, not a curated record
CGGCCGUCCUUCACUGAGUUUCUCCUGUAUCUCGUGACUGUCAGAGAGAAACAUGGCGUGAGUUUAUUAACCCUCAUAAACACAGAAAACCGCAGCAGCGACAGACAUGAUGUGGAGGAUUCAGAGUUUAGUGGGCAGAGUGUUGAGCCGUUGCCAUGGAAACGCUUCACUACGACUCUCGCAGGGACACUCACACACACAUGUGGAGGACGAGCUCAUCAACUCCUCAGUCCUGACCUCAGGACGACACGCUUCUGACUGCAGCAGUUCUCAGAGGGAUGGAGAUGAUCAGAAAAGGCGCCGCUCUGAGUUCUGCUACUCUGGCCUGCCGAGAUACACGGCUCUGGACGCCAUGGGCUGGGGCGCCGCUGCUGUUCUCUUCAUGCAGCUCUGUCGCAGGAUUCACUCCCGGUUUUCCUCGCGUGCGGAUCAGAACCGGAUCACAGACGUCGGGCUCGUGCAGAAAUGCUCCUACAAGGUCCUGAUUGACAUCUUGUCCCAGGAGAGUGUGUUGUCCGGUGGCGUGACGGUGAAGUGCCUGCAGGGGGCGCUGCAGUCUCCAGAGCCCAGUGGUGACAUCAGUAGUGACACCAGCAGUGAUGAGGAUCUGACCUCUGACCUGCAGACCCCUGAGACCGCCGGCCCGUCACACUCCGAGGAAACUCUUUUUCCAGAACCAGUGAAACCACAGGAACGUCUCGCACCCGAUGAAGCCGCGCAGAAGUUGAGGCACGUGGCAGACAGCAGCGUACCCAUAAUCCUCAACAUCAUCGGUCUGGAGAGCGCUAAAGCGGGGGAUUACGAGGCGGCGUUCUCCUGUUUCCUGGCUUCGGCUCAGCACGACUACAGCAAAGCUCAGUUUAACGUGGGAGUGUGUUACGAGAGAGGACGUGGAGUACGGCGAGACCACAGCAAGGCGGUGCUCUACUACAGGCGCGCCGCAGUCGCUGGCCACCGCCAGGCUCAAUACCGCUGUGCUAAACUCCUCCUGAACAGCAGAGGGCAGCAGAGCUCAGAGAGCGACUCCGAAGCGGCGCUGAACUUCCUGUACGCAGCGGCAGACGCCGGACUCACGGAGGCUCAGAUGUAUCUGGGUGUGGUGUUGUCUCAGGGUUCGGAUUUGGACAAGAAACAGUCCGUUCAUUAUUUCAGGAUGGCCGCUGAGCAAGGGGACAGCGGUGCUCUGGUGUGUCUGGCUCAGUGUUACGAGAAGGGUUUGGGCGUGUCUCCGUGUGUCCACACCGCAGUCAAGCUUUAUCAACAGGCAGAAGCCCGAGGAAACCUGCAGGCCAGAGACGUCCUGACAGACCGACACAGCAGAGAGGUCUUGCGCUCGAUCCGCUCUGCUCCUUGCUUCUCUGUGAUUGGUCAACUGAAUCUGAACGCCAUCGUUCCUCAGAAGCCCCGCCCACAGCAUGAAUCUGACUGUCAAUCAAAGUCGCUCUGUCAUUCCUGGAGCACGGGAAGUCUGAGUUCGCUGUCGUCGAUCACGCUCCAGAUGCUCAGCGCCGACAGCAAGGUCUGGACGCCGCGAGUGCGCUAACGUCACGACGGAUUCAUAUUCAUCUAUUAGCAGUUAUUUAUUUUUAAUAAUCAGCUGGCCAAUGAUUCGACACGUACGGUACUGUCAAACCAAAAUGUAUUCAGACACCUUUAACAUCAUCUCAGUUUAACAACGCACACACACAACACAGGUUAUGAUGGAGCGAGGCUCAGGUCUGACGCAUGAAUGUUCUCGACCAAUCAGAGAAGAGCUGCUGAGUUCAGAGCUUCUGUGAUUGGUUGAUUUAUCUAUGAUACGUGAUAUCUUGUUUCUGCAACUGUGGGAGUGGGAAUCUCUUUGUGAUGUGUUUGGUUGUGUACAUAUUUGUGUGUUUGGUUAUGAAGAGUGUGUGUAAAAGAGUAGGAGCGCGUUUCUGCCACGCAAUAAAGAUAUAAAACAGGUAAUUGUGAACUUUUGAGGAAAAAUAUUAGUGCAAAAUAUAUAUAAUGAGAUAUAAACUCAUUUUAGAAAAGAAAGUCAAAAUUGUGAGAUGAAUUAUGAUAGAAACUCACAAUUUUUAGGAAAAUAUUUAAAAUUGUAAGAUAAAUUGCGAUAUAUAAAUGAAAAAAUCUGAGGAAAAUAGUCAGAAUUGCGAUAUGUAUAUGGCUAGAUAUAAACUUAUAAUAAACAUUAAUCAGAAUUCAGAGAUGCAAACAAGCAAUAUUGUGAAAGAAAGACUGAAUUACCUUUGUUUUUAUUCCGCGGUGGAAACACGCUUCCAUAUAAUACAGUGAUUGUGAAUGAAUGAGGGUUUUGUAAAACAUGAAUAAGCUUUUCUCGAUAUUAUUUGUGUCAAACUUGGGAAGGUCACAUGGUGCUUUUAUUUAUAACUCAUUUUCCUGUUUUUUUUUUUCAAAAGAGUUGAACACAUUGUUUACAUGAUUACACUAAAACCGCAAGUGCACAUAUUCAUCCAGAAGCAGAAUUAUUAUUCAUUAGAGAGAGAUUAGCACCAUUUGUCUACUAAAUGAAUUGCAUGCGCCAAAGGUUUAAUAAACAUAUGUGCCUUAGUUAGAUUAUUCACAAAUACAAGCCAACAGCAAUUUGUCACAAGUAUUGAAUAUCAUAACCUGAUAUUGUAGGUUUGUCUUGAUGUGUUCAACACUUUGAUGUGUUUAUUGAAACAAUAAGCAUCCUAAAGCACUUAAUAAAGACUUCUUUUUUUACACUGUG